CGUAGUAGGUUCGUCCGGUCAGCGCGGAGUCGUCGGCGGCGGCAGAGUGAGUGGAGCUCGAUUCAGCUGUUUGUGGUUGAAGAUGGCGGCGUGUAGACGUGUUCAGCUGCUGCUGCUCCUCAUGUCUCUCUGCCUUCUCAGCGUACGGUCUCUUAAACCUCUUCCAGGUUUCGGGAAUGUCCAUCCUCCGGCUGCCGCCAUGCACCAGCAAUUCAGAGCCGCGCGUCCGAAUCCCGGGAAUAACGCCGCCGCCGCCGCCGCUGCCGCGUCCUCCGGUGCUCAGUCUAGAAGAUCCACCGGGUGGAAAUUAGCAGAAGAGCAGGCCUGCCGGGACGACGUGACCCGGCUGUGUCCAAAACACACCUGGACAAAUAACCUGUCUGUACUGGAAUGCCUGCAGGACAAGAAAGAGGAUACAGAAAUUGCUGCAGACUGCAACCAUCUGUUGUGGAACUACAAGCUGAAUCUGACCACAGAUCCGAAGUUUGAGUCCGUGGCGCUGGAAGUGUGUACGAGCACCAUGUUAGAGCUGAAAGAGUGUGCAGAUGAGGAGCGGGGGAAAGGCUAUCUGAUGUCCUGCCUGGUGGACCACCGCGCCAACAUCACAGAACGCCAGUGCCAUCAGUACAUCACCAAGAUGACCAGCAUCAUCUUCAGCGACUAUCGGCUCAUAUGUGGCUUUAUGGACAAAUGCAGAGAAGACAUCAACACCCUGCAGUGUGGAAGCAUUGCUGUCGGAGAAAAAGACCUGCAUUCUCAGGGUGAGGUGAUUGCGUGUCUGGAGAGGGCUGUGGUCCGGGAAGCAGAGCAGCAGGAUAAGGCUCGUCAAAUCAAGGAUGCCUGCAAAAAGUCCAUCAUGAGAGUGGCUGAACUAUCAGCAGACGACUUCCACCUCGACCGCUACCUCUACUUCUCCUGCCGAGACGACCGGGAGCGCUUUUGUGAAAAUACCCAGGUGGGAGAGGGCAGAGUGUACAAAUGCUUGUUCAACCAUAAAUUUGAGGAAGCAAUGUCAGAAAAGUGCAGAAACGCCCUGACCACUCGGCAGAAGCUCAUUGCUCAAGAUUAUAAAGUCAGUUACUCCCUCGCAAAGGCCUGUAAGGCCGACCUACGAAAAUACCGCUGUAACCCGGACACCAGCAUGCCUCGCGCCCGAGAGGCCAGACUCUCCUACCUCCUCCUCUGCCUGGAGUCUGCUGUUCACAGAGGCCGUACGGUGACCGGAGACUGUCAGGGUGAGAUGCUGGACUACAGACGCAUGCUAAUGGAGGAUUUCUCUCUGAGCCCUGAGAUCGUGUUGCACUGUCGAGGAGAGAUCGAGGCGCACUGCUCAGGACUGCACCGCAAGGGACGAACCCUGCACUGCCUCAUGAGAGUCACCCGCGGGGACAAGGGCACGGUGGACAACCUCUGCCAGACAGCACUCCAGACUCUCGUCCAGUCAGCAGACCCCGGUGCUGAUUACCGGAUUGAUCGUGCUUUAAAUGAAGCUUGUGAGUCUGUGAUCCAGACGGCCUGCAAACACAUCCGCAGUGGAGACCCUAUGAUUCUGUCUUGUUUAAUGGAGCAUCUUUACACGGAGAAGAUGGUUCAAGACUGUGAACACCGUCUUCUGGAGCUGCAGUACUUCAUUUCAAGAGACUGGAAGCUUGAUCCUAUCUUAUACCGUAAAUGUCAGAACGACGCGUCCAGACUGUGUUACACACCAGGCUGGAACGAGAGCAGUGAGCUCAUGCCUCCUGGCGCUGUGUUUUCCUGCCUCUACCGCCACGCUUACCGGACAGAAGAGCAGGGCAGACGGCUCACCAGGGACUGUAAGGUGGAAGUCCAGAGAAUUCUUCACCAGAGAGCUCUGGAUGUGAAGCUGGACCCUGAGCUCCAGAAACGCUGCUUGACUGACCUGGGCAAAUGGUGCAGUGAGAAGACAGACACCGGACAGGAGCUGGAGUGUCUUCAGGACCAUCUUGAGGAGCUGGUGUCAAGCUGCAGAGACGUGGUGGGCAACCUGACAGAACUGGAAUCUGAGGACAUUCAGAUUGAAGCCCUGCUGAUCCGAGCCUGUGAACCGGUCAUCCAGAGCCACUGCCACGACGUAGCUGAUAAUCAGAUAGACACGGGGAAUCUUCUGGAAUGCCUGGUGCAGAACAAACAUCAGAGGGAAAUGAAUGAUAAAUGUGCUGUGGGCGUCACUCAUUUCCAGCUUGUUCAGAUGAAGGACUUCCGCUUCUCCUACAAGUUCAAAAUGGCCUGUAAAGAAGACGUACUCAAACUCUGUCCCAACAUUAAGAAGAAGGCGGAUGUGGUCAUCUGUUUGAGCACCACAGUGAGGAACGACACUCUACAGGAUGUGAAAGAUCAGCGUGUGUCUCUCAAAUGUCGGAAACAGCUGAGAGUGGAAGAGCUGGAAAUGUCGGAGGACAUUCGACUGGAGCCUGAGCUGCAUGAUGCUUGUAAGAAGGAUAUCAACAAGCUCUGCUCCUCUGUAGCUUAUGGAAAUGCUCAGAUCAUUGAGUGCCUCAAAGAGAACAAGAAGCAGCUGUCCCAGGUGUGUCAUCAAAAGAUCUUUAAGCUUCAGGAAACUGAAAUGAUGGAUCCCGAGCUGGACUAUCAGCUCAUGAGAGUGUGCAAGCAGAUGAUCAAGCGUUUUUGCACAGAGUCGGAUGCUAAGAACAUGCUGCAGUGUCUGAAGCUGAACAAGAACAGUGAGCUAAUGGAUCCCAAGUGUAAGCAGAUGAUCACCAAGAGACAAAUCACUCAGAACACAGACUACAGAUUGAACCCAGUGUUGAGGAAGGCUUGUAAAGCAGACAUACCCAAGUUCUGUCAAAGCGUUCUCAAUAAAGCCAGUGACGCCAACGAACUGGAGGGUCAAGUCAUAUCCUGCCUUAAACUCAAGUAUGCAGACCAGCGGUUGUCUGGAGACUGUGAGGAUCAGAUCAGAGUGAUUCUUCAGGAGUCAGCGCUCGACUACCGGCUCGAUCCACAGCUCCAGGUUCACUGCAGGAAUGAGAUCAUGCGGCUGUGUGCAGAGGAAGCUGCCGCGCAGGAACAGACGGGUCAAGUGGAGGAGUGUCUGAAGAACAACCUACUGAAAAUUAAACAGGAGGAGUGCAAAACGGAGGUGUUGAACAUGCUCAAAGAAAGCAAAGCAGACAUAUUUGUGGAUCCUGUCUUGCACACGGCCUGUGCUCUGGAUUUGAAACACCACUGUGCAGCCAUCAACCCUGGAAGAGGCAGACAAAUGUCCUGUUUGAUGGAAGCUCUGCAGGACAAGCAGGUGCGUCUACAGCCUGAAUGUAAGAGAAGAUUACAGGACCGCAUAGACAUGUGGAGCUAUGCAGCGCAGGUGGCACCAGCUGAAGGUUUCUCGGACCUCGCUGCGCAAGUCAUGACGUCACCUUCGAAGAACUACAUCCUGCUCAUGACUGCUCUGGCCGUGUCCAUCCUCUUCCUCGUGGGGCUGUUGUGUGGCCGCAUCACCAAACGUGUGACCAGAGAGCUGAAAGACAGGUAGAGCGAGGAUGCCGCCCGUCCACCAUUUCACGCGUCAUUUCCUGCCCUCGCUGUUCUCUGGGAGCCGUCAGUGGACCUUCUGUGGGCAAGCCCAUCCUGCCACUGAAACCCACCUCAAUCCAAACCUUUGAAACGCUCCUCAGACAGGAUCAAGAUCGUUUUGGGACAUUAUGUCUUGAGUAUAUGUUUUUUAUUUUUGUUUUGAGAGUGACAGCCUUACUUCUUGACUGUAAAAUGGUCAUGUGUCAAUACAGUAUUUUAUCGUUGUAUCUUUUUCCAUUUUUUGACAACAAUGGGGCUUUAUUAGCAGCUUACAUGAAAAUUCGGAAGCCAUUUUUUUAUAUUUGUUUUUCACUUCAGUUUUUUAAACCACAAGGUGGAAUCACUUUGGGUGGGAUUAGUUUUUGGGUGUCUCCUGAAUGUUUUGGCACUGGGGAGCUAAGGUGGUUUUUCUAGUCUAAUAUGAAGAACUCUAAUGAUCUUGACAUGAAACGGUGGUUUUUAUUAGUCAGGACAAAGACGUUUAAGAUACGUUAGACAUUAAGUGCUAAACUUGCAAAGUAUGACAUAUUACUAGAUGGUUUGAUUAUCAAGGGCAAAGACAAACAGAAUAAUAUUAAACACGUCUUUGAGUGAAUCUCAUUAUGAUCAUGACAACUCCCCAUGACAACUUGCAUCUGCAAAUUUCAUUUUAGUCAUUUUUUGAAUUGCUGUAAUACAGUAUUUUCACUCUUUUGUUUUUUGAUUUAUUUAAAUCGACAAAGGCAGUGCAACAAAAGAAAAUAAUGUUAUGUCAUAUAAUUUUCUUUAAGCACAAUUUAAUGUUUAUUAUGGUCUGAAAUAUGACAAACAUGGUCUUGGACUGGUUUUGUGAGAUUCCCCUACUGAUAUGAGAAUUAUAAACAUCUGGUUUGCACAUUAAUAAUGCAUUAGACAUUAAAUGCUUAAUAUACGAAGAGUGCGAAAUUCAAACAGACCUGUAGCUCUGUCGGAAAGUUUAAUGAUAAAGAUGGUUUGAUUGUCCAGAGCCAAGUUUCCUGCGGACCAACGUUGUGACCGAACAGGACUGUACACCCUGUUAGAUGUAUUUUUUUCAGAGGUACUUUGAAUGUUCACAGGACGAUUGCACUUUUUUGAUGUUUUGUUAUGUUUGGCUUAAGCCUUAUUUAUUGUUUACAACAAAUGUGCUGAUCUUGGUUUCAAAUUUGCGUGCCUCUGUGCAUGCGUGCGUGCAAGCGUGUGUGUGUAGAGAUAAAUGUUUUAGAACUUAUUUCAUAGCUAUGUUCUAAUGUUGCCUUCUCUUUCUCUGUCAUACCAGUGAAAGGAAACAUUCAUUAGUCCCCAUGGAUGGUGGCUCUGUAUUUUUUCAAAGCUGAACCCACAGACAUCUCUAACAUGAAAAGAAUGACAUACUUGUCUUUUUAAUUUGUUAUUGAGUUACUCUGACAAUAACUGUGAUGAUUAUAUGCAUAACAUCUGACAUACAAAAUACAAAUGACAAACGAAUACAAAAGGUUUUUCUAAAAGUCGAUGCAUGCUUUUUUUUCCCCAGAUCUCCUUCUGUAUAACCUCAUAUCUGCUUUGCUUUGGGAAAAUGUAAUUGGGCGAUUCUCAUGAAAUCCUGUUCAGGUCACAUUUUACCCCAAAAUAAAAUUAAAAUAAUAAUAAUAAUUAAUCAGUAUUUUUACAGAUAAACCAGUUGUCAUGGAAAUAAUAAUGCAAAAACAGAAUAUAUACACACACACAUGAAAUAUGAUCAAAAUUUCAUUUUUAUUUUGCACUAUUAUUUAGAUGGGUUUUGUGGGAUUCACCCUUUCAUUUUCUUGACAAAAGCUGAACUGCUAUAGAGGAGUUUUCUAUGGGUUCAGUUGUCUAAAUCCAUGCACAUUUGUAUGUGGUGUCUCUCAAAGAGUGUGCAAAGCUCUAAGGAACUAAUUUAUCCACUGUCCUUGUAUCAAAGGGAUAGUUCACCCAGAAAUGAAAAAUCUGUCAUCAAAACCAAACCAUAUGCAUUUAUUUCUUCUGCUCAACGCAGUAUUUUGAAGACAUUUCAGUUCGAGUUAACUACUUGUAUUUUUGUCCAUACAAUAGAAGUCAAUGGGUACCAAAACAGUUUAGUUACCAAUAUUCUUCAAAAUAUCUUCUUUCGGGUUUCACUGAUAGGUUUGACACAACACUGAGUGCGAGUAAAUGAAUUUUCAUUUCUGAGUGCACUAUCCCUUUAAUAGAUUCACAAAUUUGGGAACAGAUUUGUACAUUUGAAUAUUUAGCUUCGGAGCUGGAGAGGCCACAGGUACACUGCUUACCUCUAGCAUUGAUGACCUCAAUGUUAUUCUGUAAAUAAUAGAUCUAAUGUGCAAAUCGCAGACAGUGUCCCAGAUUUCUGGUUGAUUGAAAUUUGGACUGUAUAAUUCUACUGAUCAUAUGAUCAUGUUUGACUAUAUAUUGUAGAUAAGUAAAUGUUAAAAGUUACGUUAUUCCAAAUAUAUUUCUGCUAAUUCAUGUUUUUUGAGACUGGUCAUGAUGGGCUGUUUUGGUUUGACUGGUUCAUUCUUUUUUGUUUCUUUACUAUUUUACAUAUAACUGUUUUAUAGUGGGUUUUUAUCACAUUAGACUAAAAAAAUAAAUAUAAAAAUCACAAAGCUGACAGUGAUGGGUCAUAGAUCAAAACUCAAAGUGAGCCUGUGUUCUGUUCGGUCUGGACUCUGUACUAGUGUGGAACAUAAGUGAUCCUUAAACAGUUUUGGAGGAGGUGCAUGGAAUAUCAAGUCUUUCCAACUCUUACAACUAGUAUACUUGCUUUCUCUUUUAAGAAAAAAUAAUUUAGCUUGGACAAUGUUUUUUUAAUACCUUUUUUUUUUUUAAUUGCGCACAAUUCACGUUGCCAGAGAUUUUCGGAUUCAGGCAAAAGACCGUUUUUGUUUCUUUGUGUGGAGGAGCAUCUUUUGAAGCCGAAAGCAAAAUCUGGUGACACUGCAGAUCAUAGUGCAGAGCCAGAGAUGAUCCUGCUUUGUUUAAAAUGGCCUUUCUCUGCUCCUCUGAACUGUAAGCGGCUCCAGCGUCUGCUGGACAGCAGUUUGUCAUGUUUCACAUGAACUGCAAAUGGACUAAACAUCGUAAAAAAGGUUAUGGCUGUGAUAUUUUCUCAGUUUCUUCAUUUUGCUAUGUAACAUUAAUGUGACAAAUCAGACUUUUUGUUGGUUUCCCUAAUUCUGUACAGAUAAAUGAUCAGUUUAAUAAAAUGCUGUGGAUUUUCUUAGCA
Cyprinus carpio (common carp) is the source of this 6775-nucleotide messenger RNA. Its product is annotated as Golgi apparatus protein 1. Gene Ontology annotation, cellular component: Golgi membrane. The record is from RefSeq and is a predicted model, not a curated record. Gene Ontology annotation, molecular function: fibroblast growth factor binding. Lineage: Eukaryota; Metazoa; Chordata; Actinopteri; Cypriniformes; Cyprinidae.